Messenger RNA from Rotaria socialis, 1587 nucleotides. Lineage: Eukaryota; Metazoa; Rotifera; Eurotatoria; Philodinida; Philodinidae. The record is from the annotation of a GenBank genome assembly.
AUGACGACGAAACACACAUUAACCCUCUCUGAAAAGAUACAGUUGAUUCGUGAAAAUGAAGAGAAGGUUUCGUACCGUACAUUUUCUGACAGAUAUAAGAUUUCAAUUGGCAGUGUAUCUAACAUUAUCAAGCGCAAGGUCGAGUAUAUUGAAAGUUAUGAACAAAAUGAAAGUUCAACUAAGAAGCGCAAUCUACGAGAUGAAUUCAGUCACCAGCACGAUCAACAAGUGUAUGAGUGGUUCGUGAUACAACGCAGCAAGAACAUUCCCGUAUCAGGUCCUCUUCUACAAGAACGAGCCCGGCAGAUUCGUCAACAACUGGGUGGAACGGCUGCUAGCGACUUCAAAGCUAGCAAUGGUUGGUUGGAGAAGUUUCGAAUACGUCACAGCAUCCAACAUCGAGUUAUAUGCGGAGAAUCAGCAGCAGUGGAUCCUAAAACUGUUGACGAGUGGAAAAAGCGACUUCCAUCGAUAAUCGAGCAAUACGAUCCCAACGACGUCUACAAUGCCGAUGAAACCGGCUUAUUCUUUAAAGCUCUACCAGAUCGUUCACUCGUUAUGGCCAAGGAGGCUUGCAAGGAUGGCAAACUAUCGAAAGAACGUUUCACUGUUCUCCUUUGCACAAACAUGACAGGCACAGACAAAUUAAAACCGCUUCUUAUCGGCAAAGCGACUAAGCCGCGCUGUUUUAAACAUUUAAAUAUUAAAGAACUACCUGUUACAUGGCGAUCGAAUCGAACAAGUUGGAUGACUGCCAGCCUGUUCGAUGACUGGCUCGUUUGUGUGAAUCAAAUCAUGAUCAAGCAAAAACGCAAAAUUUUAUUGUUUAUCGACAAUGCACCCUGCCACAAUCCCGAUAUCGAGUAUUCCAACAUUUCUCUCAAGUUCUUUCCUCCCAAUACAACAUCGAAACUACAACCACUCGACCAGGGCAUUAUUAAGAAUUUCAAGUGUUAUUAUCGUCAAUACCUUGUCAAACAUGUGAUAUCACGCUGCGCCGUCGCCACCUCAUCCGAUGAAAUUAUCAUUACAGCACUUGACGCGAUUCACUGGACGAAACGAGCUUGUCAAGCUGUCACUCAAUCAACAAUUUGUAAUACAUUCCGGACAGCAGGCUUUGUCUGUUCAACAAUCAAAAACGUAGCCAAUACUACAAUAAAUAGUGACUCUGAUUACGACGAAGAAAUUCUUACUAACGAUAUCUUAACAGCCUUAAAAAAUCUAGAUUUACUUCUUGUUCAUCUCAACAUCGGUGGACAAAGUCUCUCAGCCAUUGAGUUCAUUGAAGUGGACGAAGAGACUCCAGCUUUCAACGAGUGGAACGACGUCGACAAUAGCCUGAUCAUCGUCGAUGAACAACACUACAACGACGAUAACAACGACGAAGAUGACGACAUGCCAACUGAAACACCACCCAAGGUGAUCGAGGCCAUAGAAAUGGUCAGGCGAUUGCACCUUUUAGCUGCAACUCAACAACCACAACUACAUUCUCUUAUCUCUCAACUCGAUUCUCAGCUCACUCAGCUCUUCAUUGGCUCGAAAGGAGUCAAACAGACAACAAUCGACGAUUUUUUUCAUAGAAAUUAA